Hypanus sabinus (Atlantic stingray) is the source of this 9017-nucleotide messenger RNA. It is a transcript of the gene loxl1, whose product is annotated as lysyl oxidase-like 1. The coding region runs from base 337 to 2088 and encodes 583 amino acids. The record is from RefSeq and is a predicted model, not a curated record. Lineage: Eukaryota; Metazoa; Chordata; Chondrichthyes; Myliobatiformes; Dasyatidae. The transcript is spliced from 7 exons. Gene Ontology annotation, molecular function: copper ion binding; protein-lysine 6-oxidase activity. Gene Ontology annotation, biological process: peptidyl-lysine oxidation.
AGUCGGGCGCAGGGAUCUCACGGCAUUCCCUUCUGUGGGAAAAGUGCAGAGUACACGAGUUGGUGGCGAGCAGCUGGAUUCUGGAACCGGGGUGAAAAAGAAAAGAAGGAAGGGGGGGACAGAGAGGGAGAGGAAAAAAAGUGAGGUGGUGCACUGAGGAAUUGGCAGGGCGCUGGGAACAGUGGAGUUGUCUGUGAUCUGGAACACCCUUCCCCAACAUGCUGGAGCUGCGCAUAGUUGCGUUGCAGCGCUGCCGGGGAAUCUGAGACCUGAAAGUUUUGCUUCUUGGUUUUAUCUGUUUCUUUUCGCUUCCAGAGAGGAUUGACGCCGCGCGGGAUGCCAGGGGUCACGGGCUGGCUGCUCCCCACAGUGCUGGGCUGGUUCUUUUCGCUGCCCUACCUCGGGGUCCGAGCCCAGACCGGUGGGCCGAACGAGCGCUGGCGGCAGAUGAUUCAAUGGGAGGACAACGGGCGGGUCUACAGCCUCCUCAACACCGGCUCCGAGUACGUGCCGGCCGGGCAUUCGGCGUCCCGGAGAAACCCGAGGGUCUGGCUGGGAGGCUCCACGAGGCACCCCAGCGGGUCGCCCCGAGCCAGGGGCACGGGGCGGCGCCAGGCUCCCUCGCCGUCCGUCAGAGCCGGCUCGGAGACGGUGAGGGGGCAGACCAGGCACCCUUUCGGCUUCGGCCAGGUCCCGGACAACUGGAGGCAGGGCGCCUUCGGCGACCCCACCCACACCCACCGGUACAUGCAGCCCGCCGCAAGGCAAGCCCCCCGGUCAAGGCCACGCCAGCCGCCUUACUCUGAGCCCACCUUCGCCCAAGCACCUUACCCCCGGUUCCCAGUGGCGCAGCCCCCUUAUCCCAACUCUUACGACCCCAGCUAUGAGUAUGGGCCGUCCAGGGGCUUUGAUAACCCCGACGAGCACCCUCCCUAUCGCAGAGUGCCUUUGGAUAGUGGUGCAGGGUACCCCUACCAGCCUAGGAGCCGGUAUGGCGACUAUGGAGAGAACAUCUACCCCUACAGAUACCAAGGGCAGAACCCAGUGCAGGAGAGAUACAGCGUGCCCCAGUCACCGUAUGCCCACGAUGGUCUGGACAGGCGAUACAUGCACAGCCUGUACGACGAGAGCAGGGGACAGGCGGUCACGGGAGGAGAAGAUUCUUCGUCGCUCUUGCCAUCCACAGUGUCCAGGAGUUCUGCCGUGCAGCCGGGUCCGUCCCCCGAUGCCGGUCACUUAGGGCCGAGGGUGGCGAACCCCGACCUCCCACGCUCUGGUUUCUACCCGCAAGUCGGCCGCAUCGUCCCGGUGGACCAGUACCCCCCUGACCGCUCCGGCGAUCCAAAUGUGGAGCAGUAUCCGUUCCAGAGAGCGCUUCCCAAUGGUGAGAUGGACCAUGGCCGCCUGGUGCCUGGGCCAAGGUUGGCCUUCGGAAGUGUCUACCGACAAGACCGUGCUGGCAGAGGUCUGCCAGACCUAGUGCCGGACCCACACUACGUCCAAGCUGCCACCUAUGUGCAGAGGUCCCACCUGUAUUCCUUGCGGUGCGCGGCAGAGGAGAAGUGCUUGGCAAGUUCUGCCUACAAUGCUGACACCACAGACUAUGACAUCAGGGUCCUGCUGAGGUUUCCUCAGAGAGUGAAGAACCAAGGAACUGCGGAUUUCCUUCCGAAUAGACCGCGGCACACUUGGGAGUGGCACAGCUGUCACCAGCAUUAUCACAGCAUGGACGAGUUCAGCCAUUAUGACCUACUGGAUGCUGCUACUGGCAGAAAGGUGGCUGAGGGUCACAAGGCCAGUUUUUGCCUGGAGGACACCACGUGCGACUUCGGUCACUUGAAGCGUUACGCCUGCACAUCGCACACUCAGGGACUGAGUCCUGGUUGCUACGACACCUACAAUGCAGAUAUUGACUGUCAAUGGAUUGACAUUACAGAUGUCCAACCUGGGAAAUAUAUCCUAAAGCUUCAAGUAAAUCCCAACUAUCUUAUACAAGAAUCGGAUUUCACUAACAAUGUUAUCAGGUGCAACAUUCACUACACAGGGCAAUAUGUUGCUACUACAAAUUGUAAAAUAACACAGUCUUGAUCUGCCUGUUUUGAAUUUCAAAACACGACAUACACCGAGCGAACAUCUGGUGUGGGUGGAACUUUAUCGUACAGCAGCUGUGGUUUGGUAGUUGUCACUGCGAAUCAGUCACAACCAAAGAAUCCAGCAGCAACACAAAAAGAGCUGUGGACCACGAGCCAGCCGCCACCAAGUAUAAAUCUCUGCAUGGACUAGUCAGCAAGGGUGUGUGGGCAUCUGGAAAAGGUGCUGUUAAUUAGCAUCUCUGUUGCCAUCUAAACGUGCCUAUUAGAAAAAAAAGUAUUCAGCUCUUUUGCACUUUUAAGUAUAUAAGAAAUCGGUGCAAGCAUUUGCCAUAAGCCUUCCUCACCAUUCAAUAACUGUGGCUGAACUUCAACACCAAUACUUUCCUGCAUAAUCUCCCCACUAAUCUGUAUUCAAAAAUCUUCCCACUUCAGUUUUGACUGUAGUGUAUAGGCCCCUUGUGGUGAAAACUUCAAAUGUUUAUAACCUUACAACUCUCAGUUAAGAUUGUCCAGUGUUCCAGCAUUCUAUUUGGAGAAGUCUUCUCAGAAAAUGUAGAGAAUAUUGGCCAAUCUAAUACCUCUGUCUUAAGAUCUAGUUCCUCAUGGGAUGACUCAUUUAGAAACAGGCUGUUUGGCCCAUUGAACCUGUGCUAACCAUCAAUAAUUCAGUUACGUUUAUCCUAUAUUCAUCCCUCUUUAUUCUCCACAUAUCCUUAUCAACACCACCCCCCACCCAAAUUCUACCACUCACCUACACACUAAGGACAAUUUGCAGUGGCCAAAGAACCUAAUAUCCUGAAUGCCUUUGGAAACGGAAGAGUCUCUGCCGGUCACAGGGAGAAUGUGCAAACUCCACACAGAUAACACCAGAGUUCAGGACUGAACGUCAGUCUCUGUUGCUGUGAGACAACCCCACCGUGUCAACCUAAUCCCUGAUGCUUUGUUAAUUAGUGAGGUUUACUAAUCCUCAGCUUCUUGUCAUUGCCAGAGCAGGCUUAAGGAACUGAAUAAGCCACUCCUGCUUCUCUGCCCAGUGACUUUGCGCCUAUAAUGGGGUUACACAGGCAGAGAGCAUUAACCUGCCCUUUUCCUGACCUGCUCUCUAUUCACACCACAUUCUGUUCAAGUUUCAAACUCCCAUUUUUAUUAUCCUACCCUCUGUUUUGUAAAGUUCCAUUGGUGGAAAAGAUUGACUGCCAGUAAUCCAAAUUAACGUGCCCAGGAUUGCUGGUACAACGCAGGAAGGGCAGAGAGCCCUGAAGAGUCAGAGUAUGUGUGGCCUCUUCAACAAAACCAGUAUUCCAGAUGAUUGGAUAAAAUCCCAAAGAGAUGGUGUCUGGGGGAGCAGAAUGGGAGCUCUAUACAUGAUGCACCAUAUGAAUCUCUCAGUUAAUGCUAAACUUGCUUCAGAUUUCUAAGCCUCCUUAACAAUUAUAUUUUUAAUUUUAUUUAUUUAGAGAUACAAGAUGGUAAUAGGCCUUUGCAGCCCUGAGCCCACACCACUGAAGGACACCUAUGUGCCCAAUUAACCUACUAACCUAUAUGUCUUUGGAAUGUGGGAGGUAACCAGAGCAUCUGAGGAAACCCACUGGUCAUGGGGAGAAUGUGCAGAUUCCUUAGAGACAGUAGUGGGAAUAGAACCAGGGUCGCUGGUGUUGCAAACCGUUAACCAUGCUGCCUUGACACCAUUGUGUUUCUGUAUAUGUUCUUCCCAUCAACCCCCCCCCCCCCAAACAUCCUCUCAUGACACAAUUCAUUUGUCCAAUGGAUCCUGAAAUUUGGGAACUCAGCUUCACUGGAACUUAAGUGUCCUCCUUACACUGUGUCCUUAAUUUUCCUUCCUGUAUGAUGCACAGUCCGCACUCAUAUUGCACCCUUAAGAUGCAAUAUAUAAGAUAGGAUAUUACCCGGGAAGGCGAGGAAAGCUGCCUGAAAGUUUGGUCAAAGAUGUGCUUUCUAAGGGAGCCCACAAAUUCUUUGCAGAGGUAUGGGAAGGGAACAUAGAGCUCAGAGUUCUUUGCGGAACAUCACCCUUAUAUGUCCUGUGUUGGGGGUGAGUAGAUGACGAAAUGUAAUUCAGCAAGCAAUCGGGCUUGAGCAGCAUCUGAGGUAAACGAGUCACAAUAUUUAGGGAUGAAAGCCUGCAUCAGAAACUUGAUCAUUCCUCUCACCACCCCCAUACUCCUGUUGCUCAACCUGCUGAGCUCCUCCAGCAGAUUGUUAGUUGUGCCACAUUCCAGCAUUUGCAGUCUCUUGUGUCACCAAAAUGAAAUUUGAAAGAACAGUCCUGAACAGUGCUAUUUUAUCAAGUUUAGUAAGCUCUGUAUCAGGCACACUACGUACAACAAAUUUAUACUUACAGGCAAGUGAUCAGACGGUCUGCCAUUCAAAACCUCCUCACCUACGCCCAUCUAUCACAUUGCAGUUCAAAGGUUAUCUGCCAAUCAACACCUCCUCACCUCGGUUCAUCUAUCGUAUCACAGUUCUUGCCCAUCCUUCUGUCUUCACCUCGUGUUAUUGGUUAUCUCCCCUUCACACUUCAGUCCAGAGAAAGGGUUCGGGUCCAAUGUCCAUUUCUCUCAACAGAUGUUGCCUGACCCUCUGGAGUUCCUUCAGUAGCUGCUGUGGAUUCCAGCAUCUGCAGUCUCUUGUAUCUCUAUCUCAUAUUUCUGUACAGAUUUAAAAACUAAGUCACAAGGUAUUCUUGAUGUUUAAUUCAAAAUAUUAAUUAUGUAGAAAAGCUUUGAAACAUAUUACCAUGAUCAAUCUGGAUGUAGUGAACAGGGGAAUGGGUUUGGUGGAGCUGCGUGGUAGGAACUAGCAUAGACUCAAUGGGCCAAAUAGCCUCCUGUGUCAGAACAACACUAUGAAGAAAUUUUAUGCAUCAGUGAAAAAUAUAUUCUCCCAUGUAGAUUAUUAUGGAUAUUUGCUGUGAUCGGGGUGUCUAAAUCUAGAGAGCAUAGAUUUCAGGUGAGAGGGAGAAGGCUAAUAAGGAAUAUGAGGGGUAAAUUCUCCUCAUAAAAAGUGCUUGGUGUUUGGAGUGAGCUGCAGGAGAAAGCAGUGGACGCAGCAAGUCCACAUCAUUAAGAGACGAGACACAGGAAAAUGCAGAUGCUGGAAUCUGGAGCCAAAGACAGAGUGUAUUUUGGGUUGGUGCCCCACAUCAGGACCUCAGCAAAUGCUGCUCAACAUUUAAAAGGCAGCUUGAAGAGCAACACAUAGAGGGAUAUGGAAUUUAUGAAGGCAAAUUGGAUUAGUAUAGCUAAGUGUGUUGGUCAGCAUUGACACUGUGGAAAAUGCUCCUUUUCUGUGCUAUAUACCUCUGUGAGUUGAAAUUAUGAAGUUAAAAGUAAGCUUGAUCAUUCUGAGAGGAGCAUAAAAAUGAAAUACUUUUCAAAUAUAUUUGUUCCGGUUCUCUAGUGACCAGUAGGUCACCAGGACUGUUUCACAUUGUUUUCUUGUGCCGCUGAAUUAAUAGUAAAGUACAUUUUGUACAGGUCACUGCAGAGAGCUUUCUUAAUAUCUCCACAGAGACCAGUCUUGCAAGACAGCUGACCUAAUCUUUAUUUUAAGACAAAGCUGAUUUUAUAGUAACCUGCUAAGUAACUUGUUGCAAAGUCACAAAGCUAACUAAUUCCUGAGGUUAGCCUGGAACUGACUGGUGAUUAUGGGAAUGUUAAUGACUUUAUAUUUUCCUAGAAUAUUACACAAUUCUAAACUCUGGAUUAAACACUGUGUUACCUGUCAAGGGCAAUUAUGUUUUCCACCAAUUUUACAGAAAGAAAAUGUUGUUCUAGCUGGAACCUUUCAAGGCUUUGGGAAAAUAUUGUUCACUUUAUUCUUAGAGAUUAAGAAUUCAAAGAUACUUUUGCAAUCAAAUAAACUAAAUCCUCUAAUAUGUUAAACACCUUUGAAUUAAGAGCAUAAAGGCAACUCCAUAAUCAUUCACUCCCACCACCUCCAAGGCACUGAGGAUGUAGUGUGUGUUAUAUACAGAAUGCUUCAGUUCAUUUGUUCGCUUCAGUUGUUAGCAGGAUUUGUAUUUUCACAUCGAGUGUUGGUCUUUUGUUUUUUUAAAUCUUUUUUUCUUCUAUUUGGGCUCAUUCGGGAUUCUUGCUUUCUGGCUACCUGUGAGCAAGCAAAUCUGAAGGUUGUAAAAUUUAUACAUUCUUUGACAAUAAAUGAAUCGUCAGUCUUGAACUUGCUCGGGCUAGUUCAACAGCACCUUCCAAACAUGGAUCCUCUGCCAGCAGGAGGAAGGUGGAAAGGGUGGGGGCGGUGAGCUUGCCACUUUCUGCAGGCUACCCGGUCACACACCACAGAUUGCGUCAUGGCUGCUGAACCCACACCCUGAAACUCCUUGAAGGAACUUCAUCAGAAGGAUCCCAGCAGUUCAAGAUGGUGGCUCACCAUUGUCUUCUCAAGCAAUCUGUGACGAUCAAUAAAUUUAAUUGCCAACGAAAGCCCAUAUCUCAAAAAAUUAAUAAAUUAGGAGACAACAGCUUACAUUUAUUUAAUUCAUAGAAAAGAUAAUUUACAGUACAGAAAAAUGCUUUUCAGCCCAUUAUGCCAGUAUUAUUUGAAGACAGCAUCUCAUCCUCAUCCCCACCAAUGGGUCUGUAGCCCUACAGAUUCAGGGAUACAUCUAAAUCCAUUUUGAAUAUGCUGAGUGUUUCCCUACUAACCUCUCAGGCCUAGAGUUCCAGAGUCUAGGUGAAAAGAAUUUCCCUAAUAUUCCUACUUGUUCUUCAUUUAUUUAGCUUAAAUCCUAUAACCUACUGUGACCUAUAGGCAAACAGCUUUUGACGAUGAAGCAUUUAAAAUAUUCUGCAGUAAAUCUGUGCACAGCAAGCUCCCACGGAACACUCGCCUGCUGAUUUGUUUUAAAUACUGGCUGGGAGAAGCUAAUUCUUUCUCAUCGAUGCUGUAUGAUUCUUACUGUUCAGCAGAGAGAGCAGAUAUUUUAAUCCCAUCUCCAAGACAUGAGAAUUUCCCAGAAAGGGUCUCUUCACAAUGUAUUUGGUAGGCUGAAAGAGAGAGUGGCCUAUUAUUCCCACUCUUUGAACAAUGCAUCUUCUCGACAUAAAAAACCCACAAUUCCCUUCAAAGUACAAAGUUAAAAGUAGAUUUGUUUUCAAAUUCUGUAUAUGUUAUCAUUUACUACUUUGAGAUUUAUUUUCUUGCAGGCAUUUAAGGAAAAAAUAAAUAUAAUGGAAUUUUAAGAAAACCUAUACGUAAAUAGACAAAGACUGACAAACAACCAAUGUGCUAAAAAACUGUGCAAAUAAAAAUAAUACUGAGAGCAUCAGUUGGAAAGAGGCCUUGAAAGUGAGUAUGCAGGUCAUCAAAUCAGUUCAGAGUAUUGGUGAAUAAAGUUAUCCAUGCCGGUUCAGGGACUUAAUGAUUGUAGGGUAAUAACUACUUCAGAACCUGUUGGUAUCGGACCACAGGCUUUGGUACCUCCUGCCUGAUGGUAGUAGUGAGAAGAGGGCAUGGCCUCUUUGAUGGGGGUCUUUGAUGACAGAUGCUGCUUUCUUGUGGCAGUGCUCCAUGUAAGUGUACUCAGUAGUAGGGGAAGGCUUUGCUUUUGAUGGACUCCGAUGUAUCCACCACAUUCCCUUUCCAUCAGCAGAUGCUACUCAACCUGCUGAGUUCCUCCAGCGUAUUGUUUCCAUAGAUUUUUAAACAAUGGUGUUGGUAAUGUGAUAAGCCUAUUGCAUGCAUCAAAGCCCGUGGGUUUAUAUCAGUUUUCAAAGAACUGGGGUAGCAGGAAGAUGGUGGUUUCAAGGUUUGAGCAACUGUUUUGUGAUUCCAUUUAAUCAUACAGCGUAAGCAAAGCAAAAAAGAAUCUCUUCUGCAAAGUUCUCUGCCUGCUUUGAUUGGUCAGUACAAUGAAUUCUUCACCUUUCAAAAUAUGUACACUCAGUGGCCAUUUUAUUAGGUAUCUCCUGUACCUGAUAAAGUGGCUACUGAAUAAUGCUUGUGGUCGUCUGCUGCCAUAGCACUUCCACUUCAAGGGUCAGCGUGUUGUGCGUUUUUCUGUACACCACUGUUUUAAUGCACGAUUAUUUGAGUUACUGUUGCCUUCCUGUCUGUUUGAAAUUGUUUGGCCAUUCUUCUCUGACUUCUCUCAUUAACAAGGCAUUUUCACCCACAGCACUACACUACUGCUCACUGGAUGUUUUUUGUUUCUUGCACCAUUCUGUGUAAGCUCUAGAGACAGUUACGUGCAAAAUCCCAGGAGAUCAGUGAGCCCUGAGAUACUCAAACCAUCCUAUUUCACACCAAUAAUCAUUCCACGGUCAAAGUCACUUAGAUCACAUUUCUUCCAAAUUCUAAUGUUUGGCCUGAACGACAACUGAACUACUUGGCCAUAUCUGCAUGGAGUUGCUGUCACAUGAUUGGCUGAUCAGAUAUUUGCAUUAACAAGCAGGUGUACCCAAUAAAGUAGCCACUGAGUGUAUAUCUGUGUAAAUAGCACAUCUGUAGUAAACAAAUCUAUUUUACUACUGACAAAGGAAAAUAAUGAUUCACUGUGUACUAAAGUUAGCUGAAAGAAAUAAUGCUUGUGGGGAACAGUUAAAAGAAGUUUUAUUCCCAGAAUAAAGCAUAUGGCAAUCAGCUGGGCAUUUUGUGCAUAUUAGUGGUUUGUGCUUUUAUUCCAAAUACUCAGGACCCGUAAACUGGAAGACCUGAUAACAAAUGUAACCCUACUGUAUCAUUUGUCUUUAUCUCAACACACGUGAUCAUGUGAGAUUAUAUAACUUUGCACUCAAAGUUUCUGCCUUGGUAACCAUGUCUAUGCAUUACUUAAAAUAGCAGAAAUAUUUUACAAGAAAUUGUUAAUUUUACUGAACUUUUGUAGGCUGGAUGUAUAAUUGCAAUAUUAAAAAAUAAAGGAAAUUCAAUGCAAGUUUCGAUUUG